Messenger RNA from Triticum aestivum (bread wheat), 3214 nucleotides. Its product is annotated as protein FAR1-RELATED SEQUENCE 5. Gene Ontology annotation, biological process: regulation of DNA-templated transcription. The record is from RefSeq and is a predicted model, not a curated record. The transcript is spliced from 5 exons. NCBI's taxonomy places the organism in Eukaryota, Viridiplantae, Streptophyta, Magnoliopsida, Poales, Poaceae. Bases 311 to 838 code for a protein of 175 amino acids.
GCGCGGUGGAAUACGGAAGUGAAACAGUAGUGUACGCCAGCUCCCGGGCAUGUUCUUUAGAAACGCCCGUUACAUUGACGAGCCGAGCCGUGGCUCAGGACUGUAAAGACAACCUGACCCCCAAUCAGACAUGCAAUGACGCCGUAUGAUGCGAACAAGCCUCCGUCAAGGUCGCACUAAAUGCUGUUUGGUAGGUCAAUAGUGGGACAGCCGGAGAUAUCAUGGUCUCACUGUUGCAUUUUGAGUACUACCUCCCUCUCAUCCCCCUUCCUCGACUGCCUACCCAACUAAAACGGCGGGAGGCGAAUCAAUGGUGGCGGAGGGGAGUGCGAUGAUGUCUGCGGACGAACUGCAUAAUGGGCUAGAAUUUCUCCUACAUCCAGUUGACAGAUUCCCGCUGACAGAAGUCACUGCUGAUGUUGAGCAGCCAGAUCCACCGGCGCUCAUGGACGUCCGGCGGUCAGCGCCGCCUACUGCCGACUCUUCUUGUGCCGUUGUGGUUGGCCACCUCGGUGUCUCCUCUGGGCAUAACAGAUCUGCUGGCAAGAGGCCGCUUUCACCAACCAAAUCCGCCGAGUCCACUAGGAAGGUUAACCCCGAGGCACCAGGAUGGACAAGAAGGCUGCGAAUUGGGCGCGCUCCUCUGGACAGAGUGCCAUGUGCCGGUAGAGUUACUCCUUUGGAAGAAACCAUAAGGAGAUAUGCUGACAAACCUUCGGAAAAUGUAGUAAAACCAAAGAUUGGGAUGAGUUUUGAUUCCCUCGGCGAAGCGGGAAACACGAGCAACAGAAUAGCCGUUCUUGCUGCUGCGAGUGCCAUGCGAUGGUCAGAUUACUAAGAGCUGUAGACAAUGGAUGGUACAUUGCUGAGCACUGGUCAAGCCACAAUCAUUCCAUGUCUCUUACAUGCAGAGAAAAAGUUCAUUGGCCGUCCCUCAAACACAUAGACGUGUACACAAAAGAUUUGGUGAAGCAUCUAAGGGCGAACAAUGUGAACCUCAGCAAGGUGUAUAGCAUAGUUGGCAGCUUCUUUGGUUCAUCACAUAGCGUGUCUUUUACAAAAAGGUCAUUACGCAAUCUGUGUGGAUGAAUAAGCCGAGACCAAGCUGACGAUGAUGUCAACAAAACCUUAGUUGUGUUCAAAGAGAUUCAGCCGAAUGACCCGGAAUUCACGUACAUGGUCCAGGGUGAUGAGGAAAGCAGAAUAAAAAAACUUAUGUGGACAAACGGAAACAGCAAGUUGCAGUACAAGUUCUUUGGUGAUGUUAUUACAUUCGACGUAUCGGACCAACUUGUAUGACAUGCCCUUUGCUUUGUUCGUUGGUGUGAACAAUCACUUUCAAAGCAUAAUACUUCCUGGUGUCCUGAUGCGUGAUGAGCAAGUCGAGAGCUUCUAGUGGGUAUUUUCUGAAUUCAUCAACAUGAUGGGCGGGAAGCAUCCACGAACAAUAUUGACAAGUGUGUGCGAAAAGCUUGAAAAUAACGAUGCAUAUGUAGAUAUGUAGUACUGGAUAAAUGCAAAAAAAAAAUGACUAUGUUUGCCAUGUUGUCCACAUUGUAGAUCAAGCAAGAUCCAGGGAGAUAGCGAUCAAGAGUGAGCUCCCUGAUACUGUGCACAGGUGGUGCAAGUGGCAUGUUCCUAAGAAAGCAAAGGAGAACCUUGGCCCACUAUACAUAAGCAAAAGCGAGUUCAGGGCUGAAUUUCACAAAGUCAUGAAUCACAUGAUAAGUGUGGAGGAACUUGAGACUGCAUGGGGUGCACUUGUUGAGAAAUACAAUUUGAAAACCCACAAUUACAUGACAAACCUUUACAAGAUACGUCGAAAGUGGGCGAAGCCGUACUUCAAAGGUGUCUUCUGUGCCAAAAUGACUAGCACCCAGCGCAGCGAGAGCGUCAACAACAUGCUGAAGAUUUACAUGCCGCCAUCUAGCCCAAUGCAUGUAUUCGUGCGCCAGUACACGAGGCUUCAAUUCGACUGUGAAUCAGAUGAGAGCUACCAAGAGAAAAGAACAAGGAUUAGUGGUGCUGUGAUGAGGACCAACAUUUCUAUCGAAAGGCACGCGAGUAAGAUUUAUACAAGAAAGAUGUUUGAAUUAUUUGGUGAGAAUCUGUUCGAAGGUGGUUCAUACCAAGUUGAGGAAUUGCAAAAGAAAAAGAAAUAUAUCGCAAGGCACAAUGACGCUGAAAAAAGAGAGAAGUGAAGCAAGGUGGAAUAUGUAGUGACAAUACCGAAAGAAGGUGAUUAGUUCGAUUGUGAAUGCAGGCAGUUUGCCCACUUGGGGAUGCUUUGCUGCCAUGCCUUGAAGGUUAAUUGCUCACUAAAAACUUACAUGUGAUUUUUCUCGUCAAGUAUGAUUACAUAUCACUUGUGGGGGCUUACUUGUUUCAUCCUUAACUCAUGUGAUGGACUACAUUGGCGUGGAGGAGAUACCUAAAUGGCACAUCUUAAAAAGGUGGACAAAAGAUGCUAGAGACAUCUUGCCACAACACAUUGCUCAUUUCCAAAAAGACCAGGCUGCUAAUCAAUCAUUUACCUGUCGGAGUUCGACUCUGUACCUGCAUUCUAUGGAACUGGUGAGGAUUGGAGACUCGUCAGUCGCGGCAUACGAGCUGGUACUAGGGAAGAUCAAAGACCUAAUACUGGAGGCAUCUCCUUUGGGUGAAAACAUAGAUGGACUAGGGAUUGAGGAUAGGAUAGCUGUAGAAGCAAGCAGAAAGAAAAACAUUGAUGCGGAAAUGGUUGACAAUGAGAACAACAUGACCAUGUCUGGCAAUUGGGAUGCGCUCGCUGGACUGUCAGCUCCAACCAAAAAAACAUGGCGUUGGGAGACCAAGCUCGAGCAGAGAGAAAGCACCAUAUGAAGGUCUGAGCAAGAGGACAAGGUUCUGCAGUAUGUAAAAGAGGACCACCUGCCCAGAGAGGGGUGAUGUUCCUAAGUAACCUCGCAAGCCUAUCACUUGCAAGAAUUGCAGUGUUACAGGGCACUGACGUACCUCAUGCACUAGGCUGCUUAUGCCCAAUAAUCUUAGGAUUUGUGCUGAACUUAUGUACUAGUAGAAUAAUCGAUGACUUUCCUAGUGUGUUACCUGUGGAUGAAUUUCCCAUGCUUGAUCGUCUUGACUGUAAACUAGUUGCCUUGAGCUGAAGUUGUUGUGUAUGAACCGAUAAAAACUGAAAUUACCAAACAGUGUGGUAGUAGACCAUGUGUGAUGC